Epinephelus lanceolatus (giant grouper) is the source of this 6107-nucleotide messenger RNA. It is a transcript of the gene fndc1, whose product is annotated as fibronectin type III domain containing 1. NCBI's taxonomy places the organism in Eukaryota, Metazoa, Chordata, Actinopteri, Perciformes, Serranidae. The record is from RefSeq and is a predicted model, not a curated record. Gene Ontology annotation, molecular function: protein binding.
CCUCAGCAGUAGCGCGCCACACUCACUAUGGCUUUAGCCGCAAGCAGGACGCUCUUGGCGCUAUUCGUCACGUUUUGCGCACCGGGAUGCGGAUGGACAGCAGAGAAGCCCCUGCGGUCACACAAUGGGAAACAGACAUCUGUAGACAAGGGCCUGAGGGAGAGCUGGGAGCCUUCGAUUCAUCUGGACGGAAGACCGGUGGACCGCUUCGUCAUCAGCCCCAACAAGCCCACAAGGUCACACCGCUUCACGAAAGCGGGAAAGGACAGUCGCUCUCAUCUACUGGAGGAUGUAGACCCUGAAUGGGUUAACCUGGAUGGCUUUGCUGUGUUGGGCGGUGCACCUGUCAGCAACUCAUCAGCAGGUCCCGCCAUGUCUCCACCAACUGCUGCCAAAAAUCAGCCCUCUGUACGGCGGGCCACCAGGGUGGACAGAACAGCUCGCCCACAGGGUGUAUCUAAUACCAGGACACACAGGAGGGCCCCUCAGUCCUCAUCAGGUCCUAGGCAACCUGAGAGAGCUGUGGCAGGAGCUCCCCCACUUGAAAGGAGACGCCAACACCACACGAAACCUCAAUCUGACCAGAGAAACCGAAACACACCCAAACUAACAUCUGAGUCCGUUCAUGUGGUGUCACUGCAGGCACAGAAAGCCCUGGGCCGGAGCGCACCCGCCAACAGAGCAGUCGCAACCAAAACCACCACACCAGAGCCACCGGAGUAUGAGGCCCAGGACAUCAGUGUCAGGGUCAUGUCUCCUCAGUCGGUCCUCAUCUCCUGGGUUGACCCUGCUGUUGAGAUGGGAAAGGUCAGCCCUGGGGAAGUCAGAUCAUACACAGUCAGGUUCAGGGAGAAGGGUGAGUCAGCGCGCUGGGAGUACAAGGACAGCACCCAGAGGAGGAUGAUGAUAGACACCCUGUCUGCUGACGGCAUGUAUGAGUUCUCUGUCAGAAUCUCUCAGGGAGAAAAUCAAGGGAAGUGGAGCGUGUCCGUCUUUCAGAGGACCCCUGAGUCAGCACCAUCUGGGCCACCAGAGAACUUCGAGGUCAAGCCGCUGAGGGGGAAAGGAACAGCUGUCGUUGCAACAUGGGAUCCACCUGAGGAGCCCAAUGGGAGGAUAAGAGAGUACAUCCUGUCUUAUGCUCCUGCUAUGAAGCCGUUUGGAAUGAAAACUGUGACGUACCGCAGCAGCACAUCCACAGCCACCAUAGACGGCCUCACACCGGGAGACCGGUACAUCUUCAAGAUUAGAGCGACCAACAGGAGGGGACAGGGACCACAGAGCAAGGCCUUCAGUGUUGUCAUGCCAGGAUCCAGCAGCACUGCCUCGUCGUCUUCAAAAACCACAGACAGCCGCAGGACUACUCACACUCCUUCCAAACAGGAUACUGACCAUGAGGAACCUGACCUCCAGUCAACAGAGGAACCAACCACUCCACCACGCCCCGCUGUACCUGCCAGCAGGCGUGUACGCCCACUUUCCCAGUCACGCUCCUAUCACAGCAUCUUCUCCUCUGUAAGGGGCUCAGUCAGGAACACAGUGAACAGAGGGUCAUCCAGAGGAAGAACUCAAGACAGAGAAGAUGAGGAGGAGGAAGAAGAGAUAAUACCCACAACACCACCUCCAGUAGUAGAGACGACAACAAUGGAGGUUGUGCCGGAGACAAAAGAGCCAGACAACGAAGUUUCCCCUGAAUUUGAGGAGGAAGAGGGAUACAAUGAAGAGCCUCUGACUACUAAGACCCCCAGCCUCAAAGUUUUGACGCCCUCCCCAACCAAACCUCAACCCAAGCCAGGGGCUAGAAGGGCCAUUAAGAUUAGGGUUCAUCAAAAACCAGGCUCCAAGGCUGCUUCCUCUUCAUCCACUUCUUCAUCUUCUUCUGCUUCAUCCUCCUCUUCUUCUGCCUCCUCCUCAUCUUCUACUACCUCUUCAUCCUCGCCCUCUACAACUUCAUUAUCCUCCUCCUCACAAAUUCAAGAGUCAGCAGCCAGUAGAAAGGACUAUGUGGCUUCCACGUACCCAGAACACAAAGACACCUAUGAUAAGCCCAGUGUAACACAUAUUAAACCCUCCCCUACACUUGUAAAAGAGACAGAGGCUACAUCUGAUGUUAGAGGUUCGGCUCCAGUAGGUCGCACCAAUGGUUCUGGGUUGGGCUCUAGAUACGGUUACAGUCGAAGACAUCCUGGAAUUUUGUUUAGAGGUAAUUCAACUCGAAUGCUUAAUGGUUACAAACCUGCCAUCACCACACAGUCAAAUUUGCCGAGCAAAACUCCGAACCAAGCAACUUCAAACACACGUAGUUCAGCAACAUCACAGUCCACUUUGCCAGACAGGACUCAAAAUCAGGGAAUAUUGCAUACUUUCAAUUCUAGGUCCCCUUCAGGAAGUGGAACUCACAGCCAGGCAGCAUCAGAUCCAUAUACAAAUUCCCAGAGCUCAGGCACCAAUCCAUCUACCACAGACACAGCAGGCUCUUCUCAAUCAGCGUCACACAGAGGAUCCCACAGCUCUGCAACUUCACACAACACACAGAAAUCAAACACGUCACCUGAGCAAGACACGGCACACAGGGAGGAAAAUUAUGACAGUAAUAACAGAAACACAGACACAGAAGUUACUAAAGUUGAAGAGCCUACUUCAAGCUCGAAACCACAACCCACGGAGGAGGAGAGAGGGGAGGGAGAGGGAAGGGAGGAGAGCAGUAAUACAAAACCUACGGUUCCUCGUACAAGACUUAGCCCCUCAUUUGCUGAAAGGUUCCCUUGGUUAGCUAGCCGUUACCCAGGAAGGUUUGGUUCAGGGUCGAGAGCCUCAUCUUCCAGGCAGGAUGGUAGAACCCCCUUGGCCAGGACGUCAUCUUCUGUGGGGGCUGGCAGACCAGUCUUGAGUCGGACACCCACCAGGGUUUCCGGGGCCACAGGUGCUGCAGGAGUAUCCACGAUACAGGAGACUAGUGAAGAUACAAGAACUCAUGACUCACUAAAAAACACAGUGGGGGCGGGUUCAGUUAAGCCUUUGACCAAACACAAUACAGAAUCUAGUGAUGCUAGAAACCCAACUACCUCAUCGUCUUCCUCUUCAGCUGCCUCUUCCUCAGACUCUGACUCCCAUCGUUCCUCAGAUGGACACGGUGAAUCAAGUGAGCCCGUCCAUAGAGGAACCACUGAUGUCAAUAACAACGAUCAUAAUGAGGAUUAUCUUGAUGAAAGGAACAGAGAAGUUAAUGGAAGAAAUGAUAAACUUACAGACUCCACAACAGCCCAAAAUAAUCCUACUGAGCCUCACAGAAACACAGAGGACAAUGAUAGUGUGGAUACAGGGGAAACUUCUCCCAGGACGAGACCUGGUUCACCAUCUGGAGGCACUCCAACUUAUCGUCGUCCUGGUGUUGGGGUCAGUGGGAGGGUACGCUCUCCUCUGCUGGCUAACAGGCAGUUUGGUGGAUCUAGGCUUCCCAUCAGACCACAGCCAGCACAGAAUUCAAGGCAGGGUUCUUCAACAUCCGAUGCCUCUUCAGCUUCUUCCUCAAAUGUUCCCCAGCCAGUUUUGACCUCAGAUCGUGACGUUGGCAGUGGCACUACUGUGACAAAGACAGGGGGAUUAAUUGGAGGCAACUCCCAGUCCACAUCGUCAUCCUCAGCAUCUAGAGACAGCCUUAGGGGCCAGGGGAGCCAGGGAGGCCGGUCUCGCUAUCCCAUCAUCAGAGGGAAACCAACCAACAGAGGACAACUCAAACCCAGCAAUGGAAACGGUAAAAAUGGACGACCCAACCUGACAGCAACAAGCGAUAAAGACUCCUCUUCCUCUCAUGGAAUCAGCAAGGCCGUUGGUCAAAGGUUUAUUACCGGACCUGAUGGAAACAAAUGGGUUGUUGAUUUGGAGCAGGGGGUUCUCAUGAACCAGGAUGGACAAGUUCUUCAGGACUCCAGCGGCAAACCUAAGAGAGUGGUGCUUGGAGAGGAUGGACGCACGAUUUUUGACCAUAUGGGCAGCCCCCUGGUAAACGAGGAAGGUAUGGCUCUGUUUGGCCAUGGCCGAGACAGCCGGCCUGUGGUCAACCCCAAAGACAAGGUCCUCAUGGUUGGAGGGAAACCUCUUCUUGGCUUGGACCUUCCGCACCACAGGACCACUACUACCACCACUACCACCACCACCACCACCACAACCACCACCACCACCACUACAGCUCCUACCACCACACCUGAACCCACCACCACUGAGUGGUUCAUAGAGGAAUCUACCACUGAAGCACCCUUCCCAACCUGUCCACCCGGAACCUUCUCCAGAACAGAUGAAUUUGGGUUUCCACUGGUGGAUCCAGACGGAAUAUUGGACUGUUAUCCAGAAGAGGAAUCCUCAGGAAUGGAAAUGGACCACAUGGUUACAGGGAACAUGGUGCCUGAUGCUUUAGCUCUUAAGAAAGAUGAGUAUUUUGUCCAGACCACCAUGCCACCCACAACCACCAUUACCACCAUCAUGGAGAUCCCGACUCUGGAGACAGACAACAGACCCUCUAACCAUGGCCCGUCAUCUGAGUUUGACCUCAGCGGGAAGAAGCGAUUCACAGCUCCAUAUGUGAACUACAUCCGGAAGGACCCGGCUGCUCCCUGCUCCUUGACGGAGGCUCUGGAGUAUCUUCAGGUCGACGUCCUAGAGGACUUGAUGGAGAAGGACAGCCUGGCAGCCAAUCAGAAACUGCCUCCCAAAAACAAGCCUCAUAACCUCACUGUGGUCGCCAUGGAGGGCUGCCACUCGUUCAUCAUCCUGGACUGGGGCCGCCCACUGAAGGAUGAUAUGGUGUCGGGCUACAUGGUCCACAGUGCCUCAUAUGACGACGUUCUCAACAACAGAUGGUCCUCCAGACUCUCCAGUGGGACACACCUGCCUGUGGAGAAUCUCAAGCCCAAUUCCAGGUACUACUUCAAAGUGCAGGCCAAGAAUGUGUUUGGUUUGGGACCCUUCAGCGAUACGCUCACCUAUGUCACAGAAUCAGACGAUCCUCUUCUCAUCGAAAGACCACCUGGUGGAGAACCAAUCUGGAUCCCCUUCACCUUCAAGUAUAACUCAGCCCACAGCAGCUGUAAGGGCAGCCAGUAUGUCAAGCGGACGUGGUACAGGAAGUUUGUGGGAGUCGUAUUGUGUAACUCUCUGCGAUACAAGAUCUUCAUGGGAGAUGGUCUUAGAGAGCCAUUUUACAGUAUAGGAGAUACAUUUGGUCAAGGAGAGGACCACUGCCAGUUUGUGGAUUCCUACAGGGACGGGAGGACAGGUCCAGCCUACCUAUCGAAUUAUCUGCCCUCAGCACAAGGAUUUUAUCGCGCCUACAGACAGGAGCCAGUCUCAUUUGGAGUUAUUGGCCGACGCACAGCCCAUCCAUUCGUGGGCUGGUAUGAAUGCGGGGUGCCCAUCCCCGGGAAGUGGUAACACAGGAGACAUUGUUACCGAGGGCAACCCUUCUGCAUCCUGCUGCAGGCUCUUACCUUCACUGUCCCUGCCCUUAAAAAACAGACUCUUGCCUGCCACAAUGAAACAAUGACACCACUACAAAUUUAUUACAGCUUCACAGAAAGAGAAUAUAGUACUUUUUAAACAAUUCAAUGUAUAUCAUUACAAUGCACUUUUUAUAUAAAGCAGUCUGUAUAUGAGGGGAAAAAGAAGCAUGUGUGCUCUUGCUCAGUUUAACUCUUGUCUUAAAGUGUCCUUGUACUAUUCCCAGCUAUCCCAGAGACAGGUCCUCACCCAGUGUUAUUUAUCUCAUCAAUAAUGCACACAUGUGGUCAAACAAGUGACAUUGGACCAAAGCACAAGCUGCAAAGCAAACUGUAAGAAUGGGCACUCAAGGUGUGUAUAGGUCUGUUAAUUUUCAAUCGUGAGAUUUGUAUUUCAUAAUGUAACGGCUUCUGACAGCUACUUUUUUUGUUUGUUUAUUUGUGUCCUUAAGCCAUCAUACUGUUUUACUGUUUUUAACACCUUUUUGGUAUUCACCAGAAUUCAUUAAAAGUUACUGUGUAAGUUUUUUUUUUAUGUAUACGGACAAAGAAUAAAAGACCAAAUAUUUGCUCAGGAAUUGUGAGAGAUUGAAUAAAGGUGUUAUGGAAACCACA